Messenger RNA from Teleopsis dalmanni, 932 nucleotides. RefSeq lists its product as uncharacterized. NCBI's taxonomy places the organism in Eukaryota, Metazoa, Arthropoda, Insecta, Diptera, Diopsidae. The record is from RefSeq and is a predicted model, not a curated record. Bases 432 to 932 code for a protein of 166 amino acids. The transcript is spliced from 2 exons.
AUUCAGUACAAAAGAAUUAAUAAUAAUAGAGUGCAGUAAAUAAUAGCAAUUUGUUCUUUAAAACACGUUUUAUAUAUGAGAAGAAAAAAAGUGUACGCGGAAGUGCAACGAACCCUUGACUAAAAUAAAAUCGACUUUUGUGUGAGAAUCGGAUGAUUACAUUGUAAAGCAGGACAUUUGUCCUGUGAGUGCCGUCUGACUACCUUGUUGACUCAGUGUCCUCUUACCAUAAACAUAAACGGUAUUCCAAAACAAUUUUAUAUUGGCGGUGGUUGUUAAUUUGGUGGAUAUGAGCAAAAGAUGUUAAUACUUAAAAUCGAUAUUUCAUGUAUUUUAAUGAACUACUAGUGAUGAAUUUUACAAAUAUUUUCAAUGCAAUUUUUCAUUUCCUUUUUUUGUAAUAUAAAAUAAAAUACGCACGUCAAUCUCAAAUGAAUUUCACAACAAGAUCUACCAGCGCCUAUAAAAAACAACAAGAACAAUUUGAUAAAGAAAGUUCAGAAGUGAAAAUUAUUAAAAGCCAUAACAGUGCUUACCAAUUGAAUGAUUUGGCUUUGAAUCAUCGCAAUAAAGCUUUAAUGCCUUCUCUGGAUUAUGAACAAUAUUCAAAGAAUCUGCAGCAUUACAACGCAACCAAAGAAAAACCACAACAAGGUUAUUUUCGUCAUAAUAAGUCCUCACCUUCGAUUGCUCCGUGUAAAUCACAUACCACCACUCCGACUUCAACAAUAAAAAAAUCGCGUCGCAACAGUUCUUAUCAUUCUUGCGAUGAUCUCGACGCAACCAAUAAUUUAAACAAUUCCGAAACAAAAAAAGUUGUCUCCAGCUUAAAAUAUUUAUGCGCGUGCACGGGGGCUACUCUUCGAAAUCUCUCCAAGAAAACAAAAGAUUUACAUGCAAAAAAUUAUUACUCGUACACAAAGGUAAAUUAA